Bradysia coprophila is the source of this 765-nucleotide messenger RNA. RefSeq lists its product as uncharacterized. Lineage: Eukaryota; Metazoa; Arthropoda; Insecta; Diptera; Sciaridae. The record is from RefSeq and is a predicted model, not a curated record.
UUCGUAUGUCACGAAUCAACGUUUCUGUUAUUAAAAAAGGGGCAUCAUUCGAUAUUCUGUCAAUUGCUUGCUUAACUUCGUACAAGUUGUGCCGGAAAUAAUGAUAAUCUAUAACCUCAUACUACUGAUUCUUGUUUCAUUUUGUGCCACAGCACAAGCUGAAACAUGUGACGUUGGCGUUGAUGGUUGCUCAUGGACUUGCAAAAAAGUACCACCGCCACCUGGACAAAUGUCGUGUAUGGCAAUACCAGCAACGCCACAAUCUUGCGAGAUUGGUUCCAGUGAAACCUCAUGCGGAACGACCUGCACAUGCUCCAAAGCUGAUGAGACAUGCAAAGUUGGAGAGAAUGGCUGCUCGUGGAAUUGCGAAAAGGAUCCACUCGAAACUGGACAAAUUACAUGUCUUGCAAUUCCAGCAACACCCGAAAAUUGUGUUGUUGGUUCCAGUGAAUCGUCAUGCGGAACGACCUGCACAUGCUCCAAAGCUGAAACAUGCAAAGUUGGAGAGAAUGGCUGCUCGUGGAAUUGCGAAAGGGAUCAACUCGAACCUGGACAAAUGACGUGUCUGGCUAUUCCAGCAGCACCCGAAAAUUGUGUUGUUGGUUCCAGUGAAUCGUCAUGCGGAACGACAUGCGCAUGUUGUAAAUCUUAAGAUUAAGAGGAACUCACGAUGCUGGUGAGACAUAUUGUCACGUUGUAGAUAAGUAGAAGAACGUGUACAUGUAAGUAUGGUGUUUAUGCAAUAAAGUGACUUUAUUACUCAAA